AUGAGCCCCACAUCGCCGCGGCAGUCCGGCGCCGGUGCCGCCGGCGGGUCGCGUCACGCCGCGUUCAAGGUCCACAGGGACUCCCACAGCAUACACAAGGCCACCGCCUCCCCGCCCUCCUCGUCCUCCACAAACUCCUCCGUGUCGUCGUCCUCCAACGCCGCCAUCACCAGCACCAGCCACCGGCCUCCCCCGGCGCCGGCGCCGCGGCCGCAGCAGCAGCAGCCGGUGAUCAUCUACACGCACUCGCCCAAGGUGAUCCGCACCAACCCUCGCGACUUCAUGUCCAUCGUGCAGAAGCUCACCGGCCUCGACAGCCCCGGCCCCGCCCGUGGCGCGCCCCCGGCGGCGCGCGUGGCCGCGGGCUCGGCCGCCGCCGCCGCCACCGCCGCCGCGGCGCAGGACGAGUCGUCGUCGUCUUCGUCCGAGAGCUGCGCCAACGCCCACGGCGCCGGGCCGCCGCCUCCCUACGCGGACUCGCAGCUGAUGCCGCCGCCGCCGGCACCGCCCGACAUCCCGCUGUUCGCGCCCGACGCGUCAGGCCUGCAGCAGCUCUGCGCGCCAAGGGGGCUCUACGGCCAGUUCCCGCCGGUCGACGCCGCGGCGCUCGGCCCGGUGAUGUCGGCGAACGUGAACGGCGCCGGUGGCAUCAACGGUGGGGCCGUGUUCUCCCCGUCGAUGGUGGAGGCGAUGCGGACGUUUCCGGACUAUAAUUAGGCAGGCUUGAUCUAGUCCGUGCAUGGAUCAGGCGAUGAUGCAGCGAUGCAUGAGCCGUUGCCAUGCCAUUGUGCAAUAACCGGAGGUUGAUUUUUGCUUGAUCUUUUUUUUUUCUAGCCAUGAUCGAUAUCUACUUG
Messenger RNA from Setaria italica (foxtail millet), 854 nucleotides. Its product is annotated as protein MKS1. The record is from RefSeq and is a predicted model, not a curated record. The coding region runs from base 1 to 717 and encodes 238 amino acids. The transcript has a single exon. Lineage: Eukaryota; Viridiplantae; Streptophyta; Magnoliopsida; Poales; Poaceae. Gene Ontology annotation, cellular component: nucleus.